Megalops cyprinoides (Indo-Pacific tarpon) is the source of this 1991-nucleotide messenger RNA. RefSeq names its product transcription factor Ovo-like 2. Bases 129 to 596 code for a protein of 155 amino acids. Gene Ontology annotation, cellular component: nucleus. Gene Ontology annotation, biological process: regulation of transcription by RNA polymerase II; epidermal cell differentiation. The record is from RefSeq and is a predicted model, not a curated record. Gene Ontology annotation, molecular function: RNA polymerase II cis-regulatory region sequence-specific DNA binding; DNA-binding transcription factor activity, RNA polymerase II-specific. Lineage: Eukaryota; Metazoa; Chordata; Actinopteri; Elopiformes; Megalopidae. The transcript is spliced from 2 exons.
UCCUCCAGGUGACAACAGGUGAGCUGCACAGUGGGGCAGCUGUUGCCAUUGCCCCCACUCCAGCUGCUCCAGGCGUCCCCGGAGUGUUUGUGUGCCAGGUGUGUCAAAAGACCUUCCAGUUUCAGCGCAUGCUCAAUCGCCACCUCAAGUGUCACAAUGAGACCAAGAGGCAUCCCUGUAACUUCUGUGGCAAAGGCUUUAAUGACACCUUCGACCUCAAGAGGCACGUCCGCACACACACAGGUGUCCGCCCCUACAAGUGCAGCCUGUGUGAUAAGGCCUUCACCCAACGCUGCUCCCUGGAGUCACACAUGAAGAAGAUCCAUGGCGUCAUGCAGCAGUACGCCUACAAGGAGCGCCGCAGCAAGCUGUACGUGUGUGAGGAGUGUGGCCACACAGCACCCACGCAGGAGACACUCCUGCGCCACCUGCAGGCCCAGCACCCACACAGCGCCUUGCUCCGCAGCAAGGGUGCCCGCAAGCUUGGGGGGGGCACAGCCACCCGGGCAGCUGACCACACCUCAUUCUCACCCAGCUCCCCACCCUCCCAGAAUGGCCCAGACAGCGACGACGCAGCAGAGUCGGGAGGCAGAUAGGGGUGGGGGAGGGUGUCAAGAGGGAUCAAGGAGAUAUAGGACAAAGGAGAGGUGGUGGAGAAAAGGCCAUAGGUCCUUUCACCAACCUUAAGGCUGUGUGAGAGAGGGGAAUGGUGUCAGAGCUCCUAAGUACUUGAUGUUACACUGAAGUUUACAGUCUAGUCUACCAAGAACUGAAAUUAAUGCACACACUGGACACACAUGUAAGAAACGGUUAGUGAUAAAAGAGCAAGUUUCUAUUUGGGAGCAGGUCCAAUCUUAUUUGAUUUCUUUCCAGGUUGUAGGCUGGUAGAAUGAUUUUUAACAGGACUACAGAUGAAUCAAUCCUACUUACCAAUGCUGCGAUAUGAGUAUAUUUUUCUUACUAUUGUAUUCUUUGGAAGAACUGAAGGAAGCUGUACUUUUCUUUCUAUUAUUGCUUGACUCUGAAAGUAUGAGCAUCACAAUCCAUGUAUCUGCAACCUGGUGUGCUUAUUUUGUUGCUAAUCUUGUACAGGAAAAAAAUGGGGAACUUGAAACAUGUUUAAGUCAUUCUGGAGAUUAUAAUUUCUUGCAUAUUGUACAUAUACAGGCAAAUGUAUGCUUUGAAAGUUUAAUAUUUAUCAGGGUGUGGCAGUUGAACUGUUUACCAUGAAGGGAAUUUAUCCUGUUAUUUUUAAAAUAUAUAUUUUAUACACACGUAUGCACCUUUGUAAAUAAUGAGUGAUGUCUGAACUGUGGGCCUUUUCAAGUGGUUGUAGUGUUUGUGUGAUGACACUAAAUGAUGCAGGGGCUCUCCUCACAGCGGUAUGCUCCCUUCGGUGCUCUAGCUUUGUAUCUGGAAUUGCCAGGGACUCUGAACUGCAAGACCGAAAUUAGGACUCUCCAAUCACUGUGCUAUAUGUCUGUGUUUGGCAAUGGAUACAGACGGGUUUAUAAUGCAUUGUGGAAUGCCAUUCAUACCUGGUACUGUAGUGCAUGACUAUAGCAUUUAGAAUGUGCUGUUCUGUGAUGUAAUCAGCUGCUAAGUAAAAGACAUCACAAAAUAGUGUAAUCUAACACAGUGCGAUAUGCCAGGCAGCUGCACACUCUUGGACCACAUUUGCAAGGCCCUUAUUCUGCUACUCUGGUGUGUUGGGUGGGAAUGGAGGGUGGUGUGUAAGGAUUAUUGUGGGGUUGAUCAACAGCAAAUGGGUUUGGUUCAUAUGGUCAAUAUAUGUAUUUUUUGUAUGCGUGUUCAUUUGUUUCAAUUCCUUUGUGUGUCAGCUACCUGUAGGUGCUGUAUGAGCCUCAAUUGUAACAAAUUACAAUUAUUGACAACCUGUUUCUUUAACAGAUAAGAGUACUGCCAUAGAGGCAUGUCAUAAAAUGCCUUAAAAGACUUGUUCAACCCUGACUAUUAAAUAAAGAUUUCAU